Messenger RNA from Drosophila hydei, 4542 nucleotides. RefSeq lists its product as uncharacterized. Gene Ontology annotation, molecular function: G protein-coupled receptor activity. The transcript has 13 exons. NCBI's taxonomy places the organism in Eukaryota, Metazoa, Arthropoda, Insecta, Diptera, Drosophilidae. The coding region runs from base 113 to 4522 and encodes 1469 amino acids. Gene Ontology annotation, cellular component: membrane. Gene Ontology annotation, biological process: G protein-coupled receptor signaling pathway. The record is from RefSeq and is a predicted model, not a curated record.
GCUGCUGCUGCUGGUGUGGCAUACACGAGCCGAGCUGGCGGUCUCGGAAUCCAGCACUGGAGUUGAUGCACCACAGCCGGCACGAGCGCGCAUCAAAGCGAAAACGGAAAACAUGUCGACGCUGGCCUCCAGCACGGGCGAUGGCUUCAACAUUCGUCACGGUCGCUCCCGGGCACAUAUGCUGUACGGCAGCAGCAUUAACAGCACACGAUUGACUCUGGUCAGCGAUGCUGCAACGUUGCAUGCCGCUGUGCCCUUGGCCAAGCCCACGGCGCCAACGAUGCCGCCCACACAGCAGCCGGACGGCGGCGGGGCGCCAGUCACGCAUAAAAUUCGCAAAUUGCACAAAAAGAAAAUCAACGAGAGCAUACGGAAGAGCGUGGACAAGAGCCUGGGCGUGGUGCGAGCGGUCAAGAAUCAUCGCAGCCUGGCCGAGGCCGAACACCUCCAGGGUCGGCCCACAGAUGUCGAUGAUGCGGAUGAUACAGCGGCGCUCAGCGAGAUUAUGCAAUUGGCAGACGAGAUUGAUUUGGAAAACUCAUUAGAGUCAGCUUACCAGAGUGCCAUUGCCGUUGACUCAAGGACGCCGCUGGCCACCGAGCCGACCACGAACAUUGUUCAGCCAGCCUUGGCCACAUUACGAAGCACAGGUGCUGGGCCGAAGGGCAGUAUCAGUAUCGCAGCAGCAGCAGCAGCAGCUGGCCGGCAAUUUGUGCGUGCCAACAGUGAUGAUGCCAAUUAUGAGGACAGCGCCGAGAACGAUGAGCUGUCAACCACGGAAAUGGCAACAUUUGCGCCUCGUCAACCAGCCGUAAAUGGACCGAAAAGCUGGCAGCUCCAGCAGACUCGAGUCUUGGGCAGAACCCGACUACUGCCAGUCAACCAGAGCAACAGCAGGCCAUUUGCAUCGGCGGCAGUUGGUCUCAAUGUUAAUUCGCCCAUGGGUAGGGGAACGAUGGAUUACCAACUUGAGGUCUCCGAAUCGCGAAACGCUGACAAUGAUGAAAGUGGCGAUGGCGAUGGCGAUGAUGAGGAUGAGGCGAGAGAGGAUGCGACAGUGGCUGCCCCCGACAGUGACAACAGCAGCGCAUACGCCAUUGCCGAGUGGCCAGAAACGGAGACCGAAGUGCGCUCCCAGGCCAUCACCAGUCAACAGGACAGAGAGGGCAUGGUAGUCAAGCAGAUCAACUUCAACUUCGAGUCAGAGUCAGAGUCCGGGUCGGAGUCGGAGGCGGAGGUGGACAGCAUGUCCGUGCUAGAUACUUCAGAGGUAACCAUGGACGACGGCUACCCGCCCGAGGUGCUUAUUGAUGACAAGACUAAGCCACUAGUUAUUGACGAUGUGGAGGGCGAUAGCGUUGAUUCCAAUCAGAUAACGGCCGAUGUAAUAAAUGCGCGCGAUAGCAAAAUUGACUUGGUAUCAAAGUUUUUGCAGUACAUCGAACAGCAGCAUUUGAUGGGCUCCAACUGCGUGGCUGGCACAUCGCUGAAUCUCGGCGAGGGUGUGGUCGACCGCUAUGCACAGGAUCGAUUUCGUGUUGAGGCCGAGGUGGCCGUCAAUCGCGCCAACAUGCUGACCAGAAUCUUCAAGACGACGGCGCAUUCGGUGCAGGAAGAUGUCAACUUGCUGCACGCCUCGGUGCUGUCCAUGGUGGAAUUCGAUGAUGAUAUAUUUGCGGCGGGCAAUUGCUUUGAUUGGAACGAACAUCCAGCGCAGCCGGGCCUCUUCUGUCCGUUUGCCUAUCGACUGCCGCCGCCGAAUCUGGGCGCCAUUCUCGCCAAGGAUCUGGCGAUGGAGUACCAUUACCUGGGCAACACCUCCGAAUGGUUCUUUCUGGCGCGCAAGAACGCCGAGCGAGUGAUAGCACGCAACGAGCAGUACCUGAAAUCAUUUCAUUUGUACUCGAAUCGGACCGAGGAACUCAUCGAGGACGACACGUUGGCCGUAAAGUACGAGGAUGGCAGAUGGUCGAAGCCGUAUUACGACUGCGGCGGCGGCAACAUUUGGAUGCUGACCUACACGGUGCCAUUCUUUGGCUACGAGAAUGGCAGCUAUCACUUCAAGGGCACAUCUGGCAUUGAUAUUGACUUGCGGCGCGUGGACAUCGACCAGUGCCCGCAGCGGCACACGCCGGGCACUAAGCGACCGCUGAACAUUUUCGCCGGCACCGACAAGUGCAAACAGCGCACCACCAUGUGCGAGGCCAUUAUGGGACUGGGCUUUCGGCGCGGCUCCUACAAAUGCCUGUGCCGCAAGGGCUUCUACUUUCCCGAUGUUGUCUCGCUGCACAAGUUCUUUAAUGGCAGCCUGCUGGAGGAGGAGUACGAGAAACUGAUGCUGGGCAAGAACUCCACGUACAACAGCAACAACGAAUACGAGUGCCUGCCCUGUGCCGAGGGCUGCGAUUCGUGCGAAGACGCCUCACCCUGCAUCGCGGCCCUCAACUGGCCCAUGCGCUCCAGCAUUCUGGCGCUGGCCUGCAUUGUCAUCGGUCUGCUGCCGCCGGCCGCCUGGUUCACAUUUCGCUAUCAACAAGUCAAGGUUGUGCGCGCUGCCAGCCCAGCGCUUUUACGGGUCAUCGCACUGGGCGCCUUCUUCAUCUAUUGCACGAACAUUGUGAUGUACCCGAACCCGAAUCUCUACACAUGCACGGCUCGUAUCUGGCUGCGGGAGAUUGGCUUCUCCCUGACCUAUGGUGCUUUGAUGCUGAAAACCUGGCGCAUCUCGGUAAUAUUUCGCGUGCGUUCGGCGAAGGCUGUCAAAAUCACGGACGCGGCACUGCUGAAGCGACUGGGCAUCAUCUGCGGUGCCAUUGGGACGUGCUUGCUUGUGCGCACUCUGGUAUCGCCACCGGACGUUGUGGUGGGACGCACGGCGGACGACCUGAAAGCGUUUCUAUGCAAAACCGACUGGUGGGACUACACAUUCACCUCGAUGGAAGUUUUAUUCUUGGCCUGGGGCGUCCGGCUCUGCAUCAUGGUCAGGAAGGCGCCGUCAGAGUUCAACGAGAGCCGCUUCAUAUCAAUGGCCAUAUACAACGAGUUUCUGCUCACUUGCUUCCUCAAUGUCUCCAUGCUCUUUCUGCAGUCGCCCGCCAAUCCGGAUCUGCUGUACAUCAUAUUCUUUUGUCACACACAGCUGACGGUCACUCUGCUGCUGGCACUCAUCUUUGGCAGCAAGGUAUACAUUGUGCUGCGCAGCGGGAAAUCGCAUCAGGAGAACAUUGGCAUGGGCGCCAAGGCGUCGGGUGCCAAAUUCAAUUUUCGGCCACAGGUGCGCACCUUUGCCCAUCCCAGUUCGGUGACAACGUCCACGGUGCCGGCAGCUGGCACCACUUCGGCAGAGACCAAGCUGUCCGACCAGGAGGCCCUCGAGGAGAUACGCCAGCUGAGCAUGCAACUCCAGCGCAUACAGGAUAUGGCGCCGCCCAAGGGCGUCGCUGUGAUGACCAUAUCGAGUCUGCUGGAUGGUCUGAAGACGCCCGGUGGCAUGAUGAUGGUCGCCGCUGCCGGCACACAUGCAUCCAGCGGCCAUGCUACCGCGACCGCACGCCAGGCAGCGCUGCCGCUGCUGACGCUCAACGCCGAGAUGCAGAAGUACAACCAGCAGCUGCAGCAGAACAACAAUGCCAAUGGCAGGGCAGCGUCAGCGGCGGCGCGUGGCAGCAUACCCACCAUGGUGCUCGAGACGCCACCUUCCUCGGCCACGCCUACGCCCACAACCGCCUACGAGGAGCGAGCGACCAAUACGGAGCUGAGUGGCGAUGAUUUUAGAGAGCAGCUGCUGCGCCGCAGCGCCGACGGGCACAUAAUCUGCAGUCGUUGCCUGGACGCGUCCAAGGAGCACUACUACUGCUGUCCGCCGCGCAACGCGUGCGAGGAGCUCGGCUCGCCGCAGCAGGAGGGCAGCCUCAGCUUUGCCAACAUCAAGCUGGACUGCAUGUGUUCGCAGUCGGAGGAUCUGGACCAGGCGCAGCGACGACGACCCGCUGUGCGCACGGCGGCCACCAAUACGCCGCCUACCAGCUGCAAGCGUGGCCCACGCAACCUGCUCGAGGCCGAGGUCAGCAUUUCGUAUCAAAUUUGUGAUAACUGUAGAAGUAAGUAUAGGCUUAGCGAUAAGCCGGCCCCCGCUGGCCGCAGACGCAGCGGCAGCUGCACUCAGGCCGCGCCACAGCCGUUGUCCAGCCAAACGCGCAGCAGCGAGCUGCUCGAUCGCGCCGAGGUGGAGGUCAGCAUUGCUGUUACCCAGGUGGCGCGCUCCAACGAUGACAUAGCGCUGUACAAGUCGAGCGCACGACCGGCGGGCGGCGCGGAUAGCGAUACUGAGGCCGUGGCACAGCCAACGGCCACAGCCGAGGCAACCAUGUCGCUGGGCAACGUGUCCAAUGCAUCGAACAACUCCACUAGCCAAACGGACAAGACGAGCGGCAGCACCGGCACCGGUCGGCCCAAGCGACCCGACAAGUUGGUGCUCGAUCUGAACGAUCGCUCCAAAUAUACCAAGGAGGUUUCUGUAUAGAGCGAGAGAUAUAUAGGGGG